Molecule: messenger RNA, 1080 nt
Organism: Penicillium hordei
Lineage: Eukaryota; Fungi; Ascomycota; Eurotiomycetes; Eurotiales; Aspergillaceae
Product: zinc-dependent alcohol dehydrogenase
Exons: 3
Coding region: 1-1080 (359 amino acids)
Molecular function (GO): oxidoreductase activity
Source: RefSeq, a predicted model, not a curated record
AUGGCCCAGAAAUAUAUCCCUUCGACCAUGAAGGCGUUGAGGUUGAUCAAGUACAAUGAAAAUUACCAACUUCGCACGGAUGUGCCAGUCCCUGCUCCUGGCCCAGGAGAGCUCCUAAUCCGCGUGGCUGCGGCGGGAUUUUGCCACACCGAUUACCAGGUCUAUCAAGGUGUAUAUGGCACAAAUUUGCCCAUCACCGGUUCACACGAGCCUGCAGGAACCGUUGUAAAAAUUGGCUCUGACGUACCAGGCGAUUGGAAGGUAGAUGACCGGGUCGGUGUGAUAAAUUUCAGAGAGCCAUGCAACGCCUGCAAUGGAUGCAGAUGGAGGAUGAAGACGUACAGCUCCCUAGAUGCCCGCUAUUGCGAGAACAAGACCAUGAGCGGUAUCCUGAAGGCGGACGGCGGAUUUGCUGAGUAUAUGAUUGCCUCCCACUACGCAGUUGUCCGAUUGCCACGUGAGCUGUCCUUUGAACAGGCAGCGCCCCUGAUGUGUGCUGGUGCCACCGUAUGGAAUGCGGUCAAGGAAACCGGGGUGCAGAAGGGAGGUUCGGUGGCCAUUGUUGGGAUCGGCGGCCUUGGGGUGCUCGCUAUACAGUUUGCCAAGGCUAGGGGGCUACGUGUUGUCGCUAUAGACAAGCGCGACAUUGGCCUGAAGCUUGCAUCUGAAGUUCCUGCUCACCUCAGACCCGACCUUACCAUCAGCUUCAAUAGCCAUGUUGCUAUCCAACAGAUCUCUGACUUUACCGACGGUAUUGGCUUGAACAGUGCUGUGGUAUGUACCGAUGAUGUUUCUGCCAGUGACUGGGCUCUGCACCGUCUUCAGCCUAAAGGCGUCUGUGUCGUUCUUGGUCUGCCAGAAUCUGGCUUCAAGUUCGAUGCGUUUAAUCUCGUAUUCCGAGAAAUUGUUGUCAAGGGAUCAUUGCAUUGCCCUGUUGAUGAAGCCGAAAAAAUGGUUGAAGCCGUUGUUGAGAACGGAGUCGUCAGCCAUCUUACACUUCUUCCUCUAGAGGAGGGCGAGAACAUUCCCGAGAGGGCAGCUGCGCAUUCAUUUACCGGAAGACUGGUAGUAAAAAUUUAG